Hylaeus volcanicus is the source of this 1956-nucleotide messenger RNA. RefSeq lists its product as uncharacterized. Lineage: Eukaryota; Metazoa; Arthropoda; Insecta; Hymenoptera; Colletidae. The transcript is spliced from 7 exons. The record is from RefSeq and is a predicted model, not a curated record. The coding region runs from base 356 to 1924 and encodes 522 amino acids.
AACACAGUUAAGCGAAACGUAUGUAGAUAUAUUGUGGAUUGUUGUCAAUAAAUACACAGUAUUAGUUACAAGAUUGGUAAUCAACUGUAACGUACCUUGUGAACACUUAGUUUUUAUUUAUCCAUGCUUACUUGAGAGUUUGAAAGUAAAAGAUUUCAAUGCUACGCAGAUUGUCGAGUUGUUCGUUACACAUAAAUCGGAUUUGUGCAUUAUAUGGAACGAUUUAUGUCAUGUGUGUCAUUCGUACCGUUCUUUAUGGUUUAGUGUUUUACCUUUACCAGCUGUAUUGCUUUCUCCCACAACACGAGUGCCCCAGGUGCAAAUUCACAACAUAAGGAGAAUUCCUGACGCUUUCAUGGCUCCUUGUUGUGUUUCAAAAAACAUACUGCAACCCCCCUGUUCUGAUGAUGAUGUGAAGGACAUUUCCAUCGAUGCCUCUGGUGCGUCCAUAGCCACAACAAACGUUGCUUGUUUCGACAAUGCCAACAGUACCUGGUGUGGCGUGCGUUAUAUACCAUGCAGUUUCUUAUUUUAUAAAACAAGACCUCAAUUGAAGUCUUCGCAAGUUGGUAUGCUGGAAACCCAGUGGCUUUCGACGCAAUCUAUGGACCUAGUAGCGUAUAUGCAUUUUCCUCUAAAUACUACAAGCCAGAUUCAUUUUUUCCGCCAUUAUCGGUUCAUCUCUAGGAAUCAACUUCUUAUGAAUGAAGCAAAACAAGGUUUAACCAAGACUUUAGAAAAUAAAGAAACGAGUAUGUCUGCUAUAAGACAUUUCCUGAAAAAUACACAAGAUUAUGAAUCGUGGAUGAUUUUAUCAGGUUUACGAUUAUUAUUUGGGCAGUUUCGUUGUUCUCUUUUCGUAGCUCAAAAUUGUUCAGAGACACUUAUUUUGUGGGUUAUCGGUGUGACUCAUGCACUAUUACAGUGUUCUUAUGAUCAAAGUGAUACAUCAACAAGCGAUUUUCUUUAUAUAUAUGAUUUUUUGGUCCAAAAUAUCAUCCUUGAAACCAAUGUGUUCAAUUUAGCUUCUCGUUUUCGUUUUGAAUUACAGCAACUUCAGCUGUGUUUACUCCAUGGUUUAAAGUUAAAGUCGUAUUGGGGGUUUUACCACGAUUCCAAAAAUAGUAUAGAAAUUGAUCAAGGUGUUAAAAUUAUGAGGCGAACGUAUAAGCUUAUAACGGGGAUACUGCAUAUUGUCCAUUUAUCGGAAUGUUGGAGUUGCUGUUUUUCUGACGUACCUUGGGCGAGUUUAUCAGUUGGAGUUUUGCAGUGGGCUCAACAAUGCUAUGAUAAGCGCGACAUGUAUUCGCUUUCUCCGAAUUUCCACAAUAUUAUACGUCAUGUUCAAGCAGAGCCUUGUCUUUUUCUUCAAGAUGUGUCAUGUUUAGGUCAUAAGACGACUAAUGUCUUUUCAGUAGAGAAUUGCUUUUUUGAAAGGUGUACAAAUAUGGGGGAUAAUGGUAUAACAAAAAAUAACAAGAACAAUUCUUUCUCUAUUAGCAGCUCCCAGGCUACUACAAGGUGCUGUUUUUUAUGUUAUUUAUAUAACGUUUUAUGGCUAUCAUUGAAGACAAAGUUUCACGUGACAAGAAGAUUAGAAUUUGAUCAAGUCCGCUUAUUACAAAAUUGGAACGUAUCAUUUGCAGCUUUUUUUGGUGAAUUUACUUUUGAUUUCAAAAGUUUCUCUAUUCUUCAAAAUGUUUCUCAUUUUUUUUUGUAUGCUUGUUUCAUUGGUGUAUUAUUUUCAAAUAUCAAUUUUAAUAAGGUGCAUAAAACAAAUUUGAUCAAUUUUGCUUCUUCGUUACCUUAUGUGAGGGAUUAUAUUAUUGUUUUUGUUAGAGGAACACGAAACUAUUGGACUCAGAUUUUAUUGGAUACGCAUCUCAAAGUGAUGGGUGGUAAAGAAGUCAAUGCAUUACCAUGAAAAAUUGGACAUUAAUAUUUUCCGAUGUUCUA